Molecule: messenger RNA, 1159 nt
Organism: Olea europaea var. sylvestris
Lineage: Eukaryota; Viridiplantae; Streptophyta; Magnoliopsida; Lamiales; Oleaceae
Product: reticulon-like protein B11
Exons: 6
Coding region: 122-736 (204 amino acids)
Source: RefSeq, a predicted model, not a curated record
AGGACGUCAAACUGUCUCGAAUUUUCUUCUUGUGCAAAUUUCAGAUUUGCAAUCAAAACCCCCAAAAUUCCCCCUUCAUCCCUGAAAAUUCUAGUCCAACCACCUGAAAACCCUAAUUGCCAUGAGAGAAACUCGCAGGUUCUCUGUCCAUCUCGCUCUCGGCGGUGGCCCAGUUGCCGAUGUUUUAUUGUGGAAGAAAUGGUGUGGCAGUGUUUCUCUGCUCGUAGGUUCAACAGCCCUUUGGUUCCUAUUUGAAAGAGCGGGCUAUAAUCUCUUAUCGUUUAUAUCAAAUGUCCUAUUGUUAUUGGUUGCGAUCUUGUUCUUCUGGGCUAAAUCUGCAUCACUUCUCAAUAGACCUUUGCCGCCUCUCCCUAAUCUGGAGUUAUCAGAAGAAAUUGCUAUCAAGACUGCUGAUGAGAUGCGAGUCUGGGUAAAUUAUGCAUUGUCAAUUGCGCAUGACAUUGCAAUUGGUGGAAACUUGAGACUCUUUAUUCAGGUUACUUUGGGUUCAUGGUUUAUUUCCUGCAUUGGCGGUUUCUUCAACUUACUUACCCUGCUCUACAUUGGUAUUCUUCUUAGUUUAUCACUUCCUCUAUUGUACGACAAGUACCAAAAUCAAAUUGAUGACAAGCUGACUGUAGCACACAACAUCGUUCAGACACAAUACCGUAAAAUUGAUUAUAUGGUACUGAGAAAGAUAUCAACGCCUUCAGACGAGGACAAAAAGAUCCAGUAGACUAACUGUUGGUUAACAUCGACGUUCAGCACCAGCCUGUCACUUGGGAAACCGCUAACCUUACAUUUCAUUAUUGUGGCACAUUUAGUUAGUUUUGGUAAUUUCUAGUCCUUGUGGCUCUUUGUACCACUGGACAUAAAUCUCAUGGCGAUAAUAGUUUUCAUUAGGAACAUGAAAGAGUUUUCAUUAGGAACAUGAAAGUUGAUGAGACUGGGACGAGAAUUGUGCUUAUUGGAAAGCAUCAAUUAGUGAAUAUCACAAGUCUAUAUGGAUGAUUGCAGAUCUGGUUAUGCUACGUGGCUAGUACUGUUUGUACUGUUGUAUUUGCUUUGUGGUGUGAAUGGCCGUAUACAUGUUUCUACAUUCCGAGGGCAUUAAUAUGUGUUUUAGUGUAAAUAAAUACAAUUGCCUUCACGAUUCAGA